UAACUAGGGAACAAAAAAUGUUGAAGUAACAUAUAAAGAAUACAAUGUAACAAUCAUAUUAAUAUUUGUGUUUUUGAAUUUUAAUAACAAAAUGUGUGUGGAAAAUCAGGAAUUGAAUUGUUUAAUCAAAAAACUACAAACAUGUUCAGAGGAUACAGUUAUUCUCAGAGAAUUGAUCAAUUUUGCUUCAUCACAUAAAAAGUCAUGGAAUGAUGAAAAUUUGAAACAAUUGCAACCAGCACUUACAUAUAUUCUUGAAAUAUUUAUUAUAAAUACAGAAACUGGAAGAGAUAGAGUAUUAUUAGCUUCUCACACAUUUUUUGCUUUACUAUCAAUGCAACCUACUUUGAUUAAUGUAAAAAAUAACAUCAGUAAUUUUUUACAACACGAACUUAAUGAGUUAUGCUUUUAUUAUAAGAAAUAUAAUAUUGCUGAACCCAAUUUGUUCAAAUUAACAUGUGCCUAUGGAUACUUACAAGUUAAUCGUAAAGAAAUGUAUUCCAAUGAUGUUUGUCUUCUCAUUUUUGAUAAUGUAUUUGAACACUGUAUAAAGUAUACUAAAUACUCUUACUUUGCAUAUAAAAUACUGUACAUGUGGUUACAAAGAACUAUGAAUACAAAUUUCUGGGACACAUGUGACUUACUAUUAGAGCAAAAAUUAGAAGCAAUUAUUUUUUCAAACUGGUGUAAUGCCAUCAAUGAAAUAAGUAAACAAAACUCGACGCUUAUUUUUAAAAUGUACCUGAAGAUUAUGAAGAAAAAAUAUGAUGGUUAUUUAGAAUUCCUAUUUAGACACUGUGUAGAUAAGAUUUCUUGGCAAAAUGAAAUAAAGUAUGAUAUAAUCACAGAAGUUUGUGAGAUUUCGGACAAUACUAAAGUUAUGAUAUCUCAUAAUUUUUUACUUUCCCUAUGUACCAGCUUAACAAAGUAUUAUUUACGUUCAGGAGGUACAAAAGUUUAUCUUGCAAUAGUAAAAAAAUUAAACGAAAAUGAAUGGAAAGAAGCAUUUGGAGAUGUAAUGAAUUAUCUUUUUCAUAACUGGGAAUCAACCGAAACUGAAAAUUAUAAUGCCCUUCAGUUACUUUGCAAACACUGGCUUGAACCAGUUAUUAAAAUGCAUGGAAAUAUAUUGAAAUACUUAUGGUCUUUGAUAGAAGAUAUAAAAGGACAUUUUCUUCGUUCACAUUUCCAAAGAAUGGCUAAUGAAAUGCACAUUGAUCUUCCACAACAAGCAAAAAUUGAAUGCUAUAUAAAUCAUAAGAAUGAGGUUGUGAGAUUAAAUGGAUUUGCAAUAAGCUGUUAUCAAGUAAUUAACUUUUAUAAUGAAUAUAAUGAUCAGUUUUUCACAAUCAGAAGUUUCUUAUGGUACAAUGCGAAUAGUACAUCAGUUUGUAUGAGAGAUGGAAUUAUUAAAUAUUUUCAAAUAUUUUAUGCUAAUAUUAUAAAAAUGUAUGAUAAUAACCCAGAAAGUAUAAAUGAUGUACACUAUAUUAUACAUUGGUUACAUGAAUUUUUGUUGGAUUGUUUCGAAAUUGGUUCUUGUUACCAACGAAAAAUUGUUGGUUUAAAUCUGUACAGAGUCAUACUUUCUUACACCAAUAUACACACAGUGACUAAGUUCAAGAAUAUUGAAAAUACUUCUUACAUUGCAUUAGUGGAGAAACAUUUAAAAAUGACUAAAGAUUGGAAUUUCAUAAACAGAAAAAGUUUAUUUGCUUUAUUAAGACUUGUAUUGGACUCUGCAUUUGAUAUCAAGCAACUAGCUACUUCAGUUAUUCUUGAUUACUUUGAUAAAGAUAUUUUGCUUGAUAUGGAGAAACAAAUGUUAUACCACAUUGCAUUAAAGCAUUGUAAUUCUUCUAAGUUCUACGAAAUUGAAAGUGGUGCAGCUCUUAUAAAGAUUUUAGCUACUUGGUUCCCUUUAAAUUCUUUACUUGAUAAGACUGAAUAUAAAAACUGUAAUAAUAUUGUUUAUCUACAAUACUCAGAUUUUUUAUUCACUGAAGCUUCAAGUCAGUUGAUUCAAAUGAAAGAAGAUAUGUUAAAAGCAAUUAUUCAGAACAAACCAUUUUAUGGUGUAUUAUCUGCUUUACUAAGCAUUGUUUUUCAAAACGGUCCCGAAAAUAUUUGCUUAACUUUAGAAUUUAUUGAAAAAAUACUAUUUCUAUUAGAAGAUGCAACUGAUUUCUUUUUGUCUGUAAUCUCUUCAAAAUCUGAGAACAAAGAAUAUUCAUCUUCAUUUGCCGAAAUGGGAUUAGCGAUUGAUGAAAUUAUUAAGAAUAGUGAAGUAGACAAUAUUAAUUAUGAUGAAUUGAAUUUAUCUCCUGCACAUCAGGUUCUCAUUUCUUGUAUUUGGAUGUCUUUGAAGGUGUCCUGUGAAAUAGCUUGUGAAAUAGGAUCAUUAAUGUAUUCUGAUGAAAUAGUGAAACGUUCUACUAAUAUUAUAGUUGCAGUGUUACUAAGGUGUAGACAUAAAGGUGUAGUAGAGGCUGCAGGUACAGCAGUAGGACAGUUAACCAGAUGUUUAUGCAAAGAAAAUAAAUAUUCUGAUUUAUUAAAAACGCACAUACUGCGUAUACUUGAAAAUGAUACUACAAUACAUUCUUUAAAUAUUACCAGAAGGGGUGCUGGUUUAUCAAUAAUGUUUCAUAGAAUUGUUGUUGGGGAUAAUCGCAGAGACAGACCUCUUUUACAUUUUGCUGUACAAAAAUUGUUAGACUUGUUAGAUAAUACUUCAGAUGAUUUUAUAAUACAUUUGGAAUUUCAACAUGAUUCUCCAGUAGCAAGACACUUGCAUUUCUUACGGGCUCUGGUAGCCAAUAAAGAGAUACAUGCACAGUUGACUCCUUAUAUGGAAAGAAUUUCAUUAACUUGUUUUAAAUAUUUGGAAUCCGAAACAUGGACAAUAAGAAAUGCCAGUCUACAACUGUUUGGUGCAAUAGUUCCAAGGUUGGUGGGUCAGAGUUAUGGAGAUACAUUGGAUUUUGGAAAUGGUUAUUCGAUUAAUCAUUUUAUUACACAUUAUCCAGUACUUACUGAUUACAUUACGAAAGAAUUGCAAAGAUUUUCGAAAGAAUUUUUUAAAUUUUCUACUGCAUUAUAUUCGCAUUCAAGCAUCGUCCAUAUACUUAUACUCCUUUCAAAAUUUUCAAAUAGUGGCUGCCAAUUAAUCGAUUAUCCUGCACAAUAUUUUAUAUUCAAAACAAAACGUUUACUUCAUAUACUGUUUCAAAAUCCUGUUUUGUAUGUUAGACGCUUAGCUGCAAAAGCAUAUGCAGCAUUAACAGAACAUUUAGAAAUUGCAUUGGAGAUUGAAAAAUUACGAUGUACUCUUUCUUUGUAUCCGAACGUCAAUGUAAUUCACGGUCAUUUAUUAACAAUACAAUAUUUAAAAGAAAAAUUGGCUACUGAAAUUGAAUGCCUAAAUUCGUGUUCAAAUGUUAUACAAUGUACGGAUAAUAAAUUGAAGCCGCGUAUAGAAUUAUUACGCUUCCGUAGAAUAUUACAAAUUUGGAAUAAUUUAUCUAAAGAAGAAAGUAAUUCACAAAUAUGUUACGUUUUAGAGACACUAUUUCUGCAAUUAAAAGAGUCCAAUUUUGAUGAAAUGUUUACCACAGAUGUAUUUACCUUCAAUGAAAACAUGUCGGUUUUCGGUUCUGAAAAAGUAAAGCCGGGAUUUUUUCAGUUUAUUGACGUUUCAACAAAAUUGUAUGCCGAAUAUCUUAAUCGUACAAAUAAAAUUAAUAAUGAUACUGUACAUAAAAUUCUGAACUCUCACUGUGUCGAUCAAACCAUCUCUUUUUUAAAUCAUGUAUCACCGAGUAUACCAAUUUUACAGAUAGUUUUUAAACACUUAUUAAACAUGAAUGAACACGAUUGCAAUGAAUUACUUUUAAAUGUAAUGGUAAAUUAUGCUUUGAAAACUUUAAGGAGGUGGCCAUCAUUAGAUACAAAUGAAUUAAAUAUUGAGAAAACAUUAGAAAAAAUGUUUGUUGAAACAAAAGAGAUUGUAACAAAUUCUCGACUGUGGAAUUUAAAGUGUAUAAUAACUAUUCUAUUCUCUAAAAACGAAGCGCUUAUAGCUAAGAUUUUGUUAUGUGCCCUUAAUUUAUGCAUUCAUGAGGAAGAACAUAUGAGGAACAUAGCAGUUGAACUUGUGCAGUAUUCAGUUUAUCGCUUUACGGAUUUAACUAACAAGAAUAAAUUAACGAUUUUACAGUGUUGUUUAAUUUUAUUAAAAGAUGAAAUUUUCGAAAUACGUAAAGCCAUCGCAGAAAGUUUGAGGACACAUGUUCUACAAAAAAUGAACGUGGAAUUUAGUAAUUUAGAACAUGAUGAAUGUAUAUAUCAAAAAUUAUUAUCUGAAGUGAUGUGUUCUGAAUUAACGAGUAAAGAUAUGAAUCUACUUUUUGUAAAACUGUUCACACGUGAUAUUAAGAAUUUCAACGUUAAUGCGACAGUUGAAAAUCCUUUCUGCCACGAUGAUAAUCCUUCUUAUAAAGAAGAAACAAAAUUUCUAAACUUCUGUUUUUAUUACACACAACAAAAAAAAUACAGACAUAGUAGGUGUUCUACAAUAUGUAACAGAAUGGAAUCUGAUGAUGAAAACAUUAUCAACGUUCUGACUAAAGCGGAAAUAAAACACCAGCUUCAAAAUAAAUAUUUCGACGACACUAAUUUGGAAAUUGUUUUGAAUACUAAAUAUGUAGAUUAUUUAUUAAGAAAACAAGAACUUGUAAUACAAGAAUGCAGUUAAUACUAGUGAUAAUAAUAUUAUGUCUAUUGUAAUUAAGUAAAUGAUAAGUAAUAAUAAAUAUUUUGUAACUGAGAAAUAAUAAUUCUUGCAGAGGAAUCUCAAAAUAAAAGCAUUCUAACCCAUCAAAGUAUGCAAUAGGUAUUUAAUAGUCCUGAAUAAAUACAUCUGUACACUUUACGAUCACAUAAAUGUGUACACAUUCACAAUAAUUAUAACUUCAUAUUUACAUUAUGCUACAUUAAUUGUAUCAGAAUAUUAGAAAAUUUUGAAAGAUCAUAGAAUAUAUAUUAUUAUACAUUGCGAAAUUUUCAUUUUUCAAUGUAUUCACUCUUUACAUGGUAAUAUAUGUAUAUUUCUUUAUAUCUACAGCUUACAUCUUAUACCAUAAUGUGAUAUCAAAUACGGUAAAUUUAUUUUAUCGUGCUGUUUUAAAAAAUUUAAUUUUUCUGUUUAAGCUAAAAAUGUUGUUAGCUAUGUAAAGAAAAGUUACAUGAUAAUAUAAAUGUAUUCUGUUUACCUUACGCGAACAAAUUUGAUUAGAUAUAAAAUUACAAAAAUUCGUUUAUUUAAAGAAAUUUUUAUUCGUUGAUAUUGCGCUUUGUUUCUUGAUUAAAUGCAUUCAUAAUUAAAUAAAUAUCAAACAAGAAGUUUGCUUUCAAUACACAAAAAAAAGUUAUAAAUCAAUAUAUUUGAAAACAACUUCCUUUUUCGAUCAUAAACUAUGAAAGCUUACUUUAAUUAAUAUAGUAGAACACUGCGCUGUGCUUUUGCGUGUGAAAGAAGUACAUACAAUGACUAUAUGAAUGAACAAAGAAUUUAAUGAAGGUGGAUCAAAGCAUAACAACAGAUUAUUUUAUAUUGAAUGUCUUUCAAAAUUAUUUCCUUUGUACUAAUACAUAAUCAUAUCUGGAAACCAUAUGAUCAUUUACUUAAUAUUUAAAUAAAUGUCUUAUGUAUGUUAACACUUUGAUAAUCAUGUAUUUUAUGGCAUCAAUGACUUUUUAUAUUGCAAAAGAAAUUACUGAGAAACUUAUACUUGGAGUUUCUAUUACAAAUUCUUAAAUUGUAAGUAGUAUAUUAUAACAGUAAAUAUAAAUCACGUAAAUAAUAUGUUAUCAAAGUGUUAAGAAAUAAUUUGCUAUUCGCUUCUGAUCAUAAUACAUUUUGUUGUUUCAGUUUAUAAGCUAUUUGCUUGGCGACAUAGUCCUACCAACUAUUUGAUUCGCUUCCGUGAUAUGUCGCUAACAAUUACAGUAAAUUUCUUUGGUGAUCAUUCCUAUUUACACUGAUGUUUAUAAUAAUAACUUCUAAAAUGUAUCUAAUUUUACAAUGAUCUUCAGGAAUAACAUUUUUUUUUUUU
Molecule: messenger RNA, 6116 nt
Organism: Megachile rotundata (alfalfa leafcutting bee)
Lineage: Eukaryota; Metazoa; Arthropoda; Insecta; Hymenoptera; Megachilidae
Biological process (GO): tRNA methylation
Cellular component (GO): cytosol
Source: RefSeq, a predicted model, not a curated record